AUGUUGACCACUCUCCUUCUCGCUUUGUCGGUUGCUGCCAACCCAGUUUUGGUCGACAGGUCUCCCGUGACUUUGCCCAUUGCUCGUCGCACCAACUUUACGAGCGUCCACAACCUCCUCCGACACGAUCAGACCCGUGCUAAGUUCCUCAAGGCCAAGGGUGCCGCCAAGGCCGCUGGUCUUCCUUUGCAACAAGACGCAGUCAUUAACGAGCAGGUUGAUAACCAAGUUGUCACCUACGUUGCAGCUGUCGGAGUUGGCAGCCCAGCCACUACUUUCAAUCUCCUCAUUGAUACCGGAAGUUCAAACACAUGGGUCGGAGCUGGUACACCUUACAAGAAGACUAGCACCAGUGUCCAGACAUCGAACAAGGUGUCCGUCACAUAUGGAUCAGGCUCCUUCUCCGGAACUGAAUUCACUGAUACCGUCACCAUUGCGUCUGGACUCGUCAUCCCUAAGCAAUCCAUUGGUGUUGCUUCCACUUCCCAAGGAUUCCAAGGUGUUGACGGUAUUCUAGGAAUUGGGCCCGUUGACCUUACAUUGGACACACUCUCCCCUGCCACCAACUCCUUGAUCCCGACCGUGACUGACAACUUGUUCGCAAACGGUGUCAUCAGUGCUAACGAGAUUGGCAUUUCCUUCAACCCAACCACUGUUGAGGACAAUGAGAACGGAGAGAUCACAUGGGGUGGAACCGACCCAUCCAAAUUCACUGGAUCAAUUUCCUUCAUUCCAUUGACGACUACUUCCCCUGCCAAUGAAUUCUGGGGUAUCAACCAGUCUGUCCGGUACGGUUCUUCCACUUCUAUCCUGACGACCACCGCCGGUAUUGUCGACACUGGAACCACUCUUGUCCUCCUCGCUACCAAUGGAUUUACUAAAUAUAAGAGUGCUACCAAGGCCACCAGUGACGCUGCCACUGGUCUGCUCAAGUUGACCUCUGCCAACUUCGCUGCAUUGCAGAGUCUAUUCUUCACUGCUGGAGGUUCCACUUUCGAGCUGACUGCCAAUGCUCAAAUCUGGCCUCGUGCUCUUAACACCGACAUUGGUGGUGUUGCCGGAAACAUUUACCUCAUCGUCGCCGACCUUGGCUCCAACAGUGGUGAGGGUCUCGACUUCAUCAACGGUUUCACCUUCCUCGAGCGCUUCUACUCGGUCUUCGACACUGCCAACAAGCGUGUCGGAUUCGCUACCACUCCUUUCACCACCUCCACCGUCAACUAA
Molecule: messenger RNA, 1224 nt
Organism: Psilocybe cubensis
Lineage: Eukaryota; Fungi; Basidiomycota; Agaricomycetes; Agaricales; Agrocybaceae
Exons: 10
Coding region: 1-1224 (407 amino acids)
Biological process (GO): proteolysis
Molecular function (GO): aspartic-type endopeptidase activity
Source: RefSeq, a predicted model, not a curated record